Molecule: messenger RNA, 1544 nt
Organism: Penaeus vannamei (Pacific white shrimp)
Lineage: Eukaryota; Metazoa; Arthropoda; Malacostraca; Decapoda; Penaeidae
Biological process (GO): response to heat; protein refolding
Cellular component (GO): cytoplasm; nucleus
Source: RefSeq, a predicted model, not a curated record
AGAACAGGUACCAUCAUACAAAGGUCUCUCUCCACAAGUGCCUUCUAACACUAUAUUUCCAGCAUUCGAUAUAAAGGCCAAGGCGGUAUCUUCACCCUGAAGUUUUCAUCAUAGCAACUGUUGAGCCUUAAAGACAGAUAGCUUCACGCGACGGUAUCUCCACAAGUGGUUUCUGACAGCACAGUUUCUAGCACUCGAAAUGGCUCCCGUUCAGAACGAGGUGAAGGCGCCUUCGUCCGAGGUCAAGUGCUGCCGCUGCGGAGGGUCGAAGGGUUCGUGGGACAUGUUCCUUCCUAUCACUCAAAGGGGAAGCUUCUUCCAGGACUCCUUCUUCUCCAACAUGCAGCAGCACUUCGACGCCGCCGUCAGGCAGGUCCUGGACCAGUGGAGCGGCUCUGACCUCAGGAUCACAGACCGCACGGAGGACGCGAACAUCCGCCACGGCGAUGUCCUUGGCCGCUACAGAAGGCUUCGAUCCGUCGACCUGAAGGAGGAGAACCAGGCUGUCACUGUCACGUCGGAUGACACCAGUCACAAGGUGGUGCUGGACGUGCAUGAGUUCCUGGGAGGAGACGUGAGGGUGAAGGUGGUUGGCGAGAGGGAGCUGCAAGUGGAAGGACGCGUGGACAGGAAGGAGGAAGGAAGUCCUUGCGUGACUUCGCACACCUUCAGACGCCGCUUCUCCUUGCCACGUCUCACCGACAUGACGGCCAUCACUUCUGCCAUGUCGUCAGAUGGCGUCCUCACCAUCACAGUGCCUAAACUGGAAAACGAAGAUCAGAAGACCACCAUCAUCCCCAUCAAGGUCGAAGAGACACAGAAGAAUUCACAGGCAAAUGCUUCCAUGACAUCAGGGGCUCAAGGUACACACAAACAGGAAUUCAAAUGCGAACAUUGCAGUCGGGAAGUCGUCUGCAACAAGGAAGGUGUUGGCGAAACGUGUCUCAAGAAAGAGAGCGAUUCCUUCGUUGGACACAACUUCCUUCCCAUCGUGCGCAGAGGACUCUUCUUCGACGAUUCCUUCUUCCAGGAAAGCCGGAAGGAUUUCCAGAGGGCGGUGAAGGAAGUGUUGAACAAGUGGGGAGAACAGUCCUCUAUUGGCGACGACCUAACGCGCUACAGAAGUCUCCGAAGUCGUGACUUGAGAGAAGAAAACCAGGCUGUCACAUCCUCAGAGGAUGAACGUCAACAUAAGUUCGUUCUCGACGUGAAAGACUUCAGUGACGGCGGAGAGAUCAGCGUGAAGGCUGUGAGCGACUGGUGGUCGAAGGCCGCAAGGAGAAGCAGGGAGACGGGUCGAGGUGUUCUCAGCGGUUCCUUCGGCGCUUCGUCGUUCCUGGAGACAUCCAGCUGGAUGGCGUCACCUCAGUCGUGUCUUCAGACGGUGUGCUCACCAUCUCGGCUCCUAAGAAGCAGUCGAGGCUCCAAAUCCGGGAAGUACCUGUCCCCAUUCAAAAUGAGGGGCAGAAAUCUGGUACUUCUGGCACUGCCGUGAAAACGCAGAUACCAAGUCCAACGAUGCUUCAUCAGCAUCUUCUUCUCAA